AGACAGGCCGUUGUACACUCGCUCUGGGUACAUGAGGACGCCACCGAGCGGGUUCUACUCGAGCGAGACCCGGCCGUCCCACCUGGGAGCGGGCGGGGCGAGGGAGCCGUGGUGGUGGAGCUUCCCCCACCUCCGCCCCCACCUCGUCUCUCAUAACCCGGUCCGCAACUACUCGCCCGAGUACUCCUAUCUCUCGCCAGUGAAGAACACCUACGUCUGGACCCGACGCCCUCACCGACCCUAUUCCUCUAGGGACGGCAUCCAGGGGAUGGCCAGCACGUACGAGGCCCACCAGGGGGAAUGCUACGCCGAGGAUCCGUGCUCCGCCUCCGCCUCCACCCCCUUCUGGAUAUCCCAGGUCCUCCAACCGCCUCCACCCGAAGACGAUUACCGGUUGUAUGACGUGAAAUCGGGGGUGCACUUCAGGCCGCAAAGUUUCAUGGUGAGAAAUAUCCUCGAUCAAGAGGAGGAAAAACCAGGACCUGCGUUCGAGUCACUCCCGAGCAUUCAGAAUACAUAUUACACACCUCCAGAUUAUGAGAGCUGGAACUCAUCCGCGUAUCCAAAUGUGGCUCCAAUCGUGCCAGUACCGAUACAAGAGUACUCCGACGAAUGCCACUAUCGGCCGGACACGAGCGCAAGCCUCCCGCACGGAGACUACCUGAAACAAGAAAUGUCUUCGCCGAGCCGUGACCUAAGCCCGUGUCAGGUGAAAAUCUGGUUCCAGAACCACCGUUACAAGACGAAGCGUUCCAACCAGGAAGCGACAGGAAAGCACCAGCAUCAUCAAGACCUAGACUACCACCACACAUCACCGCCUCCACCCAUGGAGACCCCAAGAAAAGUGGCCGUGCCAGUCCUCGUCCGCGAUGGGAAACCGUGCACCACCACCCAUCCACCUCCAGAGCACCAGCAGCAGCCUCUGCCGAGCUUUCCACCGCCACCCCCCAUCCCCGUCUAUUACCCUCCUCCACCCCAAAACGGCCCCGACUCCCUGGCCGACGGGCGGGGAUUUUUGCAUCACGAUUCCACUCCCAUCACGUCGGAAGAAGGCGGAGGAUGA
Messenger RNA from Darwinula stevensoni, 1063 nucleotides. Lineage: Eukaryota; Metazoa; Arthropoda; Ostracoda; Podocopida; Darwinulidae. The record is from the annotation of a GenBank genome assembly.